Synchiropus splendidus (mandarinfish) is the source of this 1067-nucleotide messenger RNA. RefSeq names its product signal-regulatory protein beta-2-like. NCBI's taxonomy places the organism in Eukaryota, Metazoa, Chordata, Actinopteri, Syngnathiformes, Callionymidae. Gene Ontology annotation, biological process: response to bacterium. The transcript is spliced from 4 exons. The coding region runs from base 5 to 856 and encodes 283 amino acids. The record is from RefSeq and is a predicted model, not a curated record.
GAGCAUGAUGUACUUGGUUGACGUUUGGCUCCUCUGCUGUUUGUUUUCAGCCGCAGCAGACUUCAGUGGGAUUUCACAGCCUGUGUCUGUCCGAUCUGUGGGGCUCGGAGACUCUGUCACCAUCCAGUGUUACGUUGAGGGAAACCUGGACAGAGUGUGGUACAGACUGACAUCAGCCCAGGCGCUGCAGUUCGUGGCCUCUUUCACUUCCAGAUUUUCUCACGUGGAAAUGUCUGACGACAUCAAGGGUCGAUAUUCAGUUGAAGCUGUUGGGACCAAGCAUCAGCUGAAGAUAUCACCAACCACCUGGACAGAUGUGGGAACUUACUACUGUGGCGUGAUACAGUUAGAUCGUGUCCAUUUCGGAGGAGGAACAUCUCUGAUGCUGAAAGGUGCAAACAUGUCCAGUCACUCUGUGGUGCAGCGUCCUCCGUCUCAGUCGCUGCAGCCGGGAGACUCUGUGACUCUUGAGUGUUCAGUUCUUCACAUGGACCUCUGUUCACCAGAACACACCAGCGUCAUGUGGCUGAAAACUCCAAAGAAACCUCCUGCAGAGGUUGUUCACAGGUCUGGGAGAGAUGAGAGUCACUGCACAGGUGACGCAUGUGUGUACGAGUUCCUCCUGAAGAACCUGAGCUCUGAAGAUGCUGGAACCUUCUACUGUGUAGCUGCUGCUUGUGGACAAGUUCUGCUGGGCGGCGGGACUGAGCUGAACGUCACCAGAGCUGCUCCUGACGUUACCGAGGAAAAACUGAGUCCACUCCUCCUGGCACUGAUCGUCUACAACGUGAUCUGUGGGCUCCUCACACUGGGUUUUAUUUGGAGAUUAGGCAGAGGAAACUGGUAUCAACAAUAGUAUUAUGAGGCAUGUUACUGAAUGCCAAGAUGAGACAUGACUUUCUAACAUUUCGAUGUGGAUGCAUCAUCAUCAUUUUAUUCAUUCUUAUCAUAAAUUAUUUUCAUAGCUGCGUCCUCGGGCUGUCACAUUUAAAGGUAAAUCAUUGAACAAACUGGAAUUUUUAUAUUUCAUAUGUCGAGUAUAUACACAGUUUUUCACAACAAUUCAG